GUCAAACUGCUUGCAUAUUUAUCUAUUAUACAUACUCAAACUAACGCAGUAAAAACUUUUAGAAAAGAAUGCAAUACUAAGAAAAUGAAAAACGAAUGUCUGAUUUUCAUAUCGACCAAAGAAAAAGGAUAACUGCGCAUAUUGGUUAUGCAGGAAAUUCCGUUGAAUCUUCACAUCAUUAGAUAUGAAAUGCUUCUGGAUGAUGCUAAUGCUGCAAAUCAAAUGAGACAUACUGAAAACGAAAGAUUAUGGUGUUUUUCAUUCAUCCAACAAUUAUUCAGCAAAUAUUUUCGUUGUCAAACUAUGCAGUCAAGUAAACAUUACAAGUCGUUAAAUGAAAAUAACAUUGCUUUAUCAGUUCGAAGAUUAUCACUGGAAGGUAACAGUCAAUCACGUCAUCAGUCACUUCAAAAAUCAAAGACAAUGUUCUCAUCUUUCACUGAAGGCGAUUAUACAUCAGAUAAACUAUGUCCGUCAAGCACCUCGGCGGUUGUUAUUAAUCCGAAUAUAACUGAAAGCGUACAAUCUAAUCAUAGUAGUACUUCACAAAUUUUGACAUGCCCACAGUGUUCUAUUAAGCUCCAAUUGCCAAGCGCACAGAACACUCCAGAAAUCCAUCAGUAUAAUAGACAAAGCAGUGGAAUAAGAACAAACCCUUGGAUUAGCUAUUCUCGAUUAGAGGUAAAAAAUAAUAAGCCAACAAAUACGAUGUUGUUCCCAUAUUCUAUUUCUAGUUCACCUACUGACAGUGGUAUUUAUAUAUGUACAGAUAGUGGUUCACGAUGUGAAAAUAUCACACGAUCAACUACAGAAAAUGAAAUCGAUAAAAGCUGUUGUCCUGUGAACACUACACCUAUAAUACCGAUUUCUCCAGAUCCUCCACCGUCACCUGCUCCUAGUUAUACAGAAAACAUGUUCACUUCAGAAUACUUGAGUCGUGAUGACACACCAUUUGAUAUAAAUGAGUAUAAUUGUCCAAUUAGAUAUUCAAAAACCAAUCCUACAUACAUUUGUAAAUCAGCAACAUUUGACCUGUCUAAUUUAACCAGCAAUACAAAUGAAUAUAACUGCAAACCAAGAAGAAGGUUACUCACUAGAAGAGUGAGAAAUCAUAUAAGAAACUCAUGGCUGCAUACAAACACAGGCUCUACAACAAAAGUGUGUGCAUCGCCUAUGUUACAUCUUAUGUCAUCUUCGUCAUCUUCAUCGCAUUCGUCUGAACAUGAAGUGAAUGACAAUGGGGAUCAGAGAAUAACACGUUCUAACAGUAGAAACACAUUAACUCCAGAUGAACAAAAUAAAAAACCAAAUGUGAAUUUACACACUUUUGAUUUACUUUACAUGAAUCCUGAUUCACUUUUAAGCAAAGAUAUUGAUGACUCUGAGGACCAUACUGCUCAGUUAACUCUACACAGUCAAGCAAUACUAAACUCGUUAAUUGAGAGUAUGGAACCGAAUUCCCAUAUAACUUACAGUUUGAGCAAUACUUUCAAUCCUUUUAUUGGCAGUAUUCAGGAAGGGGAUUUAGAUGAUACUCUUUAUGAAGAUAUCCAGCUGGAGAAUUUGCGGACAAGCUUAAAAAUUCUUUUGGAGGCUAAAAAUGUAAUCAAUAUGCAGAUGAGAAAUUUAAGUCAAAAUUACAUAAAUUAUCUGAAAAGUAAGUAUUCAGCGACAACAAAUGGAAGCCAGUAUAUGCAUUCGUUGAAUAAUGAUAGAAAAGUUACAUAAAACCAGUAAUUUUUGUUCAUGACUAUACGUUUAUUAAAUCUCCUACUCAAAAUUGAUGUAAUGACUGUGAUUUGAGCAUUCUGAUGAGCUUACAACAUUUCGGGUGUCUUCAAAUCAAGUAUUAGCUUGACGAGUGUUUAACUCUGUGUAGUUAAGCUGUUAAAAUAUGACCGUAAAUGUAUCUAGAAAUAAUUCUUUUAUUUUCUACACUAAUUUUUGUUCAGAUUGCUGUAAUUUAUUAACUCUAAGACGAAUACAAAAGAGCUUGCAUUGUAAAGGCCGAAAAUACCCAACACUGUAAUUGUAUAUAAUUACUUUACAAACAACGAUACUUUUGUUCAAAUUGUAUCAUCUUUUCUUUUUAUCAGAAUUGUUCACUCUGAAGUACAAUUCAAUAAAACAAUUAUUUAAAAGCUGUAGAAUUUGCGAACUAUGAAUAUCGUCUCACUAGAGAAAAGCGAAACCAGAGUAGACAAACUUUCUUCUUUUAGAAUAUUGAUAAUCUGAUUUUUUCUUUUCAAUAUUUCACCAGUAUUAAAAAUGAUUUUUUUCUGAGUUUAUAUUGUGUUAAUUCAGUUGUAUUGCAAAACACUAUAGUUGACUUCCGGUUUGGUUUCUAGACUAUUUUAAGUCUUUGUUGGUUGUUUGAAUCGGAG
Messenger RNA from Trichobilharzia szidati, 2384 nucleotides. Lineage: Eukaryota; Metazoa; Platyhelminthes; Trematoda; Strigeidida; Schistosomatidae. The record is from the annotation of a GenBank genome assembly.